This is a messenger RNA of Folsomia candida, 1040 nucleotides long. RefSeq lists its product as uncharacterized. Bases 167 to 886 code for a protein of 239 amino acids. The transcript is spliced from 3 exons. NCBI's taxonomy places the organism in Eukaryota, Metazoa, Arthropoda, Collembola, Entomobryomorpha, Isotomidae. The record is from RefSeq and is a predicted model, not a curated record.
UACCCCCUGCAACAGACUGUGCCGGAGACAUAAACAAUAAAUAAUUUCACGGAUUAAUUAGACAUCGUAAUAGACUUAAUUGAAAGUUGUAAUUAAAGUAAAGUCGUAACUUGUUACUGCUUUCCUCACAGGCUGACAAGGGCCCAUUCGUGGGGAAAUAAAUUUCAUGAUGGCUACGUUCACGGGAAAAGAUGACGACUCCGAGACGGAGUCCUUUCUCAAUCACGAUAUAAUUGGUCACUUGUCCAGCUAUUUGUGUACCAAGGACAUAAAAACGUGCCGAUUGGUCUCCUCCUAUUGGAAUUACGGAGCCACCCCAGUUCUAAAAACGCGGACAAGUAUGGCGCUUCUCCUGUCGCCAGGAGAUUACGGGAAGAAGGACCCGUUUCCGGGAGGGGCACUGGAAACCUGGAAUAUUUCGGGGGCUGUCGAAAAGCUGAAAUUCUGCCCUACCAAAGCCACCCUACAGAUCCCGUCCAAUCCCGACAACCGUCUGGCGGAAUGCCCGGAUUUCUCAAUAUUUCCCCAAACCAACAAUUUGAAAUCGAUCUUUGUCGAGUUUCCGGCCGGAGAUCAGUUCCGUUGGCAGCACGAACUCGCCACAAAAUUUGUCCAGGCGGCGUCCACGACUUUGCAGGAAUUGGAAUUUGUUUCUAUCCGUGGGAACUUGAACAAGCGUGUUGCCCUGGAUUUCCCCUCCUUUGAGGGGAGCGUGUUCCCAAAAUUGAGGAAAUUGAGGGUAGAUAUUCACCAUAAGGAGGGUGCUGUUCCCCGAAUUUUGCAAGCUGUUACGACCUCAUUCCCAAAUCUGGAACGUCUCGCGACGCAAUGUAAACAAUUUGUGGAAAUUUUGGAAGCCGGACUAAUAUUAAACUGGCCAAAGUAAGUUAUUGUGUUGCAGAGUUGAGUCGGACAUGGGUUUUUUGACAAUUAGUGACCCGAUCCGGUCGUGUUUCUCAAAAUGUUGGUUUGACUCAAUCCUACAUAAUACAAAAGUAUGUUCUGUCUGACAAGGGACACUCACGACCUGUCGUUUGAGU